AAUUCUCCGUGUUUUAUUUAUGCAGCGAGCCUUGCAAAAUACCCCAACAAGGAGAGCUCUUUUCAAAGACAUGGUAUUCUAAUUGCAGAGGAAGCUACAUUAGUUGCUGCCGCAGAGAAGAGGAAAAGGGGACAGAGCGUUAUUGCAACUGCUAAUUCGAAGAGCAGAAAUGAUGUUUCCCGUAAGUCUUAUAACGUUACACUUCUUCCAGGUAUUGGUGCUCUCAAUUCUUGUUCUAACAUGUGUGUAUAUAUACCUAGAAAAGUACUCAUUCAUAGAGACAGAAUCUCAACGGUUAGAUUUAAGAUGAAAUAGUUACGGGCAUGUUAAGUUUUGUGCAUAUAUAAUUACUUGUUUGAGCAAAAGUACCUUUAUAUCAUACGUCAUACAUAUUGAAGUUAUUUCAACAUGUGUGUAUUGCUUGCAACUUGUUCUUCUGGGCAUGUAUUUUUUUGUCUGUAAACUUGCUUGCAUGCUAAUACUUUUAAAAGGUACUUGCAGGUUCCUUAUCCGUUAACUUCACAGCAUAUUUCUUUUAAUUUUACUGCAUGAAAGAGUCUUAUUAGAUUCUGUUAUCUAUUUCUUUGUCCUAGAGCGUAGUUGCAGGUUCCUCUUUUCGCAAUAUAAAGGGUAGAUGGUAUAUUUGCAAUUAUUUGGUUCUAUAAUAUAUAUAAUAUGUGUGUAUGUGUCUCAAUAUAGGCAAAUAUAGGUAGCAUUCAAAGCAAUGAUUGAGAACGUUCAUUUGAACAAGUUAAAUAUAUCACCUCAAGCAAAUGCGAAAUGGACAUCUAUUCACUUGCAUAAACGGAAAUCAUAUCAUUGUAAUUUGAAGUGCAUCGUCUACGAUUGAUGGUUACUUUUUAGCAACGAUAUUUUGGUGUUCUCACAUAAACAUUAUUCAUUAUCGCUAUAUAAUGUAUCUUGAUUUUAUGUCUUUCAGAUAUUGAAAAUUCACCAAGUAGGAAGCACUAUGCUCUCAUGUUGAAGAUCUGGAUGGAGUUUAUAGCAGUUGGAGGAUCUC
Messenger RNA from Cuscuta epithymum, 1021 nucleotides. The record is from the annotation of a GenBank genome assembly. NCBI's taxonomy places the organism in Eukaryota, Viridiplantae, Streptophyta, Magnoliopsida, Solanales, Convolvulaceae.